Molecule: messenger RNA, 846 nt
Organism: Phytophthora sojae
Lineage: Eukaryota; Oomycota; Peronosporomycetes; Peronosporales; Peronosporaceae
Exons: 3
Coding region: 1-846 (281 amino acids)
Source: RefSeq, a predicted model, not a curated record
AUGGUUGGGUCAGUCAAGACUGAGUCUGCUGGGGAGUCGACGUCGCUUAGGAUCGCUCGUUUACAAGCUCAGCAGGAUGUGGUCGAGCGUGCGCUUCAACGUGCUGCAGAGCUGAAGACAAUCGCAGCUCGUAAGUUGGCCGAUAGACGAGCGGAGCGCACGCGUCGACAAUCAAGUUCACCAGCACAGGUUAACCCGCGUGAGCAGCCCAAUAUUUCUGGUGGGAACAACGAACUCUGCGCGCCUCGAGUACCGCCGGCGGCUAAUCGUGUCAAGCUGUCGCUGCUUACCGCGGGCGGUAAUGCAGUCAUUCGCACGGAGGCCGCUGCAGCACCACAUAAAGCACUUGGGCGGCCAAAUUGGCCUGCACACGCGUAUCUCGGCAUAGCGAGAAGCAUGCUUCGAUGCUGGGAGGCUUGUGAAGGUUGUGAAGCAACGCGGAUGUCUGGCUUCUGGAAGUCGGAUCCUGAAGAGUGGGAUCACCUGGCGCUUGGCAUCAUCAUGCGACAUUCGCUUUCGCUCGACUACCAUAAGGUUCUCGGCAGAUCCAAGCCGCCCCAAAAAGCGUGGAUGAGAUCUUCCAGCAAUGGAACAAGCGCUGCUGGCUUAAAACCCUCAGUGAACGACUACAAUAUCGACGGACCCGCUGUAAGUCUUCCAGCUCCUGAAGCAGGUCUGCCGGGAGACCUGUCCUGUCUCAGGUUCAGCUACCGCCACAGACUUGCAGAUCCUGCGCUAAUCUUUGCCGCUGCUAGUACAGACUGCAGCCUCCAGUGCAAGAUGGACUCAAUCGCCCCUCGCAGUCUUGGCGGCUAUGGAUCUCCCCAUGCAGCAACCAGCAUCUGA